Molecule: messenger RNA, 2115 nt
Organism: Odobenus rosmarus divergens (Pacific walrus)
Lineage: Eukaryota; Metazoa; Chordata; Mammalia; Carnivora; Odobenidae
Gene: ARHGEF37
Product: Rho guanine nucleotide exchange factor (GEF) 37
Exons: 14
Coding region: 88-2115 (675 amino acids)
Cellular component (GO): cytoplasm
Molecular function (GO): guanyl-nucleotide exchange factor activity; protein binding
Source: RefSeq, a predicted model, not a curated record
AGCUAAGGCCCAGAGAGCAGUGGUACAGUGAACAUUCUUGUCUCCAUUCCUCAUGUAUAGGUGAAGUUUCUUAAAGAACCUGCUGACAUGGCUGACCAUGAGACUGAUGAGCCAUCCUCCAGAACAGGGAGUCCCGAUGGAGAAGGCCGGGUCUCUGGGGAGAGACUGUUGCUGCAUCAGAGGCUGGCUGUCAGGGAGCUCAUUGACACUGAGCUCUCCUACCUGCACAUGCUCCGCCUCUGUGCUUCCGACAUCAGGAGCUGCCUGCAGCAGCUGCCCCAGGGAGAUUUGGAUGUCCUGUUCUCAAACAUCGAUGAUGUCAUCAAGGUGAACAGCAGAUUUCUUCAUGAUCUGCAAGAGACAGCAUCCAGGAAGGAGGAACAAGUGCACUUGAUUGGUAACUUAUUCCUGGAAUGCCAUGAGGAGUUGGAGCGCGUCUACAAGGUGUACUGUGCUAGCUACGACCAGGCCUUGCUGCUGCUUGACACCUAUCGGAGGGAGCCAGAGCUGCAGCGAGAGAUUCAGAGCAUCAUUGAGGCUGUGGUGCCACAAGCUGGGCCCUCUGGCCUCAGUUUCUUACUGGUAAUCCCUCUGCAGAGGAUUACCAAGUACCCAUUGCUGCUGCAGAAAAUCCUGGAGAACACCGUCCCUGAUGCCAGUGCCUACCCUGUGCUUCAGAGGGCUGUCUCUGCCCUCCAGGACGUGAACACCAACAUCAAUGAGUACAAGAGGCGCAAGGAAGUGGCCUCCAAGUACACCAAAGUGGAGCAGCUGACCCUCCGGGAGCGGCUGGCCCGCCUCAACACGCACACCCUCUCCAAGAAGACCACCCGGCUGAGCCAGCUGCUGAAGCAGGAGGCGGGGCUCGUGCCCAGGACAGAAGAUAAGGAAUUUGAUGAUUUAGAAGAGAGGUUCCACUGGGUGUCGCUCUGUGUGACCGAGAUGAAGAACAACGUGGCUGUUUACCUGGAUAAUCUGGAGGCUUUCCUCCGCUUCAGGCCCCAGGAGUACGACCUGGACAUCCCUGGCGGGCCUGUGGUACAGCACUGCAGCCUGAUGAGAGACCUCCAGCUCCAGGCCUUCCCACACUUUAAGCAGAGGCUGAAAGGCCUGGUGUGGCAGCCGUUGUGCAGCCUGGCUAAAGCCCUGGCUGGCCCUCAGAACCUGAUCAAGAAGCGUCUGGACAAACUACUGGACUUCGAGAGGGUGGAAGAGAAGCUGUUGGAGGUGGGCAGCGUGACGUACGAGGAGCAGGAGGCCCGACACAUGUACCAGGCCCUCAACUCCCUGCUAGUGGCCGAGCUCCCACAGCUGAACCAGCUGGCCACGCGCUGGCUGGGCCAGAUCCUGCGCACAUUCGUGGGCCUCCAGCGGGAGCUUGCUCAGCAAGUUCUGCAGAGGGCAGAGGGCAGUUUGGCCCAGCUGCCCCAUUACCACCUCUCGGAGCCAGCCUUCAGGAAGCUGGUGGAGGACACACUGGGCCAGACUGGUCACCAGCUUCGCUCCUUUCAAGAGAACUUUGAGAAAGUGCUGCCACCUCCCACCAUGCAACCACUCCUUCCAGGGGCUGAACGCCAGGUGCAGGCUCUCCUGAGCAGGUAUGGCCCCGAAAAGCUGUACCAGGUGACAAGCGGCGUCAGUGGGGCUGGGACUCUGGACCUGACACUGCCACGGGGCCAAAUCGUGGCUCUCCUUCAAAACAAGGACACCAGAGGCAACAGCAGUCGCUGGCUGGUGGACACCGGGGGACAUCGAGGGUAUGUGCCAUCUGGGAAACUGGAGCUAUACCGCGUCAUCCCCAGGCAGGAGGAGGUCAAAGAGCGGGAGUGGCCUCACAAGGACUCCCGUCACCUAACACCAGAGCCCACUCCAGCACCCGUUCCCUCUGUCCCAGUGGUGACCCAGGUGGUGGCAGUGUACCCCUUUGUGGCCAGAAGCAGCCAUGAAGUGAGUCUGCACGCAGGCCAGCUGGUGACUGUCCUGGAGGCCCAGGACAAGAAGGGGAACCCGGAAUGGAGCCUCGUGGAAGUGAACGAGCAGCGGGGCUAUGUGCCUUCCAGCUUCCUGGCCAGGGCCGGGAGCCCAGCUCCAUGGGGCUGGAGUGUGCCCUCCUAG